AUGGCGAGCACGGCGGCCAGCUCCAGUGCAGGCACUGUUCAUUGUCUUCCUCUGGUUGAUUGUCCCAAAUGCAAGGUCAAGGUCGUUAGACGCAAGAGCCAGGCUGGCAACUUGUAUUACAAGUGCCCCAACAAUUUUCGGAACGAUGAUACUUGUGGGGAGUACUGGUUCGAGAACGAGUACCUGGAGUAUUUACGCAAAAAUCAUCUAGCCCUGCUUGAGGGUGUCGAAGUGGAUGGUGUGCAGCCUGCAGCUGUUGCCCCUACUGUUCUUGGUGCUCCUGCUGUUGAAGGGACAGAACAAAAUAGUGGCAGAUUGCUAGAGAUGCUGGACAUUAAGGUUCAGAUAGCUGACUUGAAGGCUGACAUUGCCAACUUGAAGCUGGAGAUCAAAAAUUUGAAGAACGGAGGAUUGAGCAAGCCUUUUGUCGUUAGCUAUGCAUUAGUUGCUAUGGUGAUGCUGAACAUAUUUGUAACUAUUUUAGUUGCAGCAAUUUGGAAGUGA
Molecule: messenger RNA, 504 nt
Organism: Miscanthus lutarioriparius
Lineage: Eukaryota; Viridiplantae; Streptophyta; Magnoliopsida; Poales; Poaceae
Source: the annotation of a GenBank genome assembly